Molecule: messenger RNA, 2194 nt
Organism: Paramisgurnus dabryanus
Lineage: Eukaryota; Metazoa; Chordata; Actinopteri; Cypriniformes; Cobitidae
Gene: thnsl2
Product: threonine synthase-like 2
Biological process (GO): dephosphorylation; 2-oxobutyrate biosynthetic process
Molecular function (GO): pyridoxal phosphate binding
Source: RefSeq, a predicted model, not a curated record
GUAAGUUUGUUACUAAAUUCAAACAAUAUACAACGUUUUGCCCUAUUAAAUAUAGCGUGACGACGUGUGAUUGACUGGAAUAGAGGUAGGACUUUUAAAGUGGAGGUAGGACUUUUAAAAUCCCACCUCCGACUCCGUCUCGUACGCGGCGUGAUGACGUCGAUUCCCUUUGGUGAACCCUUUUGCGAACGAAGAGUCGUAUCUGUGAAGUGGCUUAAGUAUUGUGGAAAGACUCGUUAAAGUGUCUUUCAGAAGUGCAUCUACCCCGGCGGGAACGUAACACAGAGUGAGUGCAAUAAAAGUCUGGCACAGUGCUCUGAAUGCGGAAAUAAAAAUAAAACUACAUUUCCCAGAGAUAAAGACACAUUUCCGCUUCCACUCGUGUGCUGAUGUGAAAUGGAUUCGAUUCAUUUGGAUCAUGAUCUGAAUUCAUAUCUGUUCGUGACGUCAGAGUUCAGUUCAAAGUCCUAAGAGACUUUCUACAGAAACAUCGGUCACAGGUGUGAAGCGAUGCUUUACUGCAGCACACGUGGAGGUGUUCAGGGUUGGAGUUUCAGAGAUGUGCUCUUCUCUGGAUACGCUCCAGAUGGAGGAAUGUUCAUGCCAGAGACGAUCCCAUCACUGUCUCCUGAAACACUGAGAUCCUGGAGACAUCUGUCCUAUCAGCAGCUCAUGUGUGAGAUCUGCUCCCUCUUCAUACCUCAACACGAAAUCCCAUCACAUCAUCUGAAGGAUCUGAUUUCAGAGGCGCUGUGUAAGUUCUCUAUAGCAGAAACAGUACGGAUAGUUUCACUGAAAGACUCUCUGUCCAUCCUGGAGUUAUUUCAUGGAGAAACUCUGGCAUUCAAAGACCUGGCCAUGUCCUGUACCGCCCAGUUCCUGAAAUAUUUCUUGCACAAAGAGAAGAAGCGGGCUAUGAUACUUGUAGGUACGUCGGGCGAUACGGGCGGCUCGGCCAUCAGAAGCAUCUUUGGUUUCAGUGAUGUGGACAUCGUGGUGGUGUUUCCUCGUGGACGCAUCACCAAAGUUCAGGAGAGACAGAUGACAACCAGCAUUGCAGAUAACAUUCAUGUGUUUGCAGCGGACGGGACGUCUGAUGACAUUGACGUUCCACUGAGGAAACUCUUUGCGGAUCCAGAUUUAGUGAAGCGUUACGGUCUCAUGAGUCUCAACUCUGUGAACUGGGCCAGGAUUCUGCUGCAGUUACCUCAUUUCCUGUUUGCAUACCUGCAGCUCUGCACUCUGCAGCCGGACGCAGACGCACUGCCUGAGCUGGAGGUCCUGGUGCCCACUGGAGGAGCUGGAAAUAUUACAGCUGGAUGUAUCUUGAAGAAGAUGGGCGUUCCUCUUCGACUCGUCGCCAUGGUAAACUCCAAUGAUAUCCUUCACCGUACGGUCCAGAGUGGAGAUUUCUCUAUGGCGAGUGAUGUUAGGCAAACUCUGGCUCCUGCCAUUGACAUUCAGGACCCAUAUAACAUGGAGAGAGUUUUCUGGCUUCUGUCUGCUGGAGAUACUGAGAUGGUUCGAAGUGUAAUGGAGGAGUUUCAGAAGAUCCAUAGAGUCGCUCUUCCUCUGACACUUCAUAAGCAGGUGUGUGAAGUCUUGUCAUCAGGUUCUGUGUCUGAUGAAGGAAUUCUUUACACCAUGAGGAGAUGUUGGCAGGAGAAUCAUUAUCUCAUCUGUCCUCACACCGCUGUGGCUGUUUGGUAUCAUUAUAACCGAGCCGUCACGCCAGGAGUUAACAGAUGUUGCAUAGCGACAGCAUCACCAGCCAAGUUUCAGGAGGCGGUGCAUCGGGCCGGUUUGACCCUUGACCUCCCUGAAGACGUGCUUGCAUUAGAGACAAUGAAGACACGAUAUAAACCUCUGGAAAAAUCUGAGGACUGGGAGACCAAACUGAGACAACACAUAGAGCUCAUCGGAUCAGUGAGAGAUCGUGGAGAAACAUUUUACCAAAAAAAGACAAAAGAUUUACAAUCAUGAAGUGAUGACUUUGAAGUGUUUCAAUUAAACUUUAAAAAAAAUUUUGGCUUUUAUGCUUGAACAAUUCAGAGCCAUUUUAAAUUGUGAAUAAACUAUAAGUACGUUUAUCUGUGUGUGUAUCCAUGAAGGCUAAAGUUUACUAGGUUUUAUUGUGGUAUGAAGAUUAGUAGAGUUUGGACUUUGGUUCAGGUGAGCUCCAUAUGCAGAGCAA